Messenger RNA from Gastrolobium bilobum, 1104 nucleotides. Its product is annotated as RING-H2 finger protein ATL39-like. The coding region runs from base 301 to 867 and encodes 188 amino acids. Lineage: Eukaryota; Viridiplantae; Streptophyta; Magnoliopsida; Fabales; Fabaceae. The record is from RefSeq and is a predicted model, not a curated record. The transcript is spliced from 3 exons.
UCAUCUUCACUUUGAGUCAUACCAAAGCCACUUGGAUUCCAUAAAUUUUAAAUUUGACAUCUUUUUUAAGUGUUCUGAUUCGGGUCCCUACUAUUUUUUUGUUUGUUUUUUUCCUUAUUUAUCAUCUCCUUUAUCUUUUGUAACUUGUGGGUUAUGUGAUACGUUUGGUGCACUACUCUGCUUUCAUGUUUUUUCUAUGAAGUGGGUGUCAUGCUUUGGUGCCUCUUGUCUUGUUUGUUUUAGCUUCUGGGGUUUGUGGUUGUGUCUUGAAGAUUGGUUUGGUGAAGUGGGAGUUUUGAUAUGAUGGGUUCAGGUACUAAUUUGGUUACUACAGUCAUUGGGUUUGGAUUGAGUGCAACUUUCAUUGUGUUUGUCUGCACAAGAAUAAUCUGUGGAAGACUAAGAGAGCGUGUGGGAUCAAGGACUAUAUAUGAGAUUGAAUCAAGAACUGAUAUAGAACGGCCAGAACAUCUUGUUAGUGACCCUGAACCUGCUUUUGUUGCUGCAAUUCCCACUUUGAAGUUCAAUCAAGAGGCCUUUUCUUCCAUUGAAAGUACACAGUGUGUGAUAUGUUUGGCAGAGUACAAAGAAAAAGAGUUAUUGCGCAUUAUACCUAAAUGUGGCCACAGUUUUCAUCUUUCUUGCAUUGAUACAUGGUUGAGAAAACAAUCUACAUGUCCUGUAUGCCGUUUACCGCUGCAGAAUGCUUCUGAAACAAAACAUGUGAGACCUGUAACAUUUACCAUCAACCAAUCUCUUGAUGAGUCUAAUACUUCAGAAAGGAACACUGUUAAUGAGAGACAAGUUGAACCUAUUGCUAGUAACUCCUUACAAUUAACUGCCGGAGAACCAGAAGCAAGGGAGUGAUAUAUAAGAGUGCUAAAGGAGUGGUUGGGGUUAUUAGUGUGUGCCUGACCUGUUUCUGUAAAGUAAUGCUUCUAAAUAGAUUGGAUUCAAAUUCUUUGUUUGUUUUAUGGCCUUCAUAUUCACUUUGUGGUGUAAAAUAGGUCAUGCCUACAACUACAAUGAAUUCGGUAGCUUACAUGUCAGGUUCAGGUUUUUAACUUUUUGAGUCGGUUAUGAAAUUAAUCUUGAGAGUUAAAA